UUAUAGAUAAAAGAUAGUACUUGGUUAUGGAAUAUAGACAGAACUGCUGAAGACGAAUUCACGCAGUUGCUUGCAAUAAUAUUGUAUACAAAUCUGUAACUAUUAACUAGCAAUAGUAUCUAGUCCUGUGUUGUUUGUGGAUUCACGUUGGACGUUUAAAUAGCCACUUUAAAUUAUGACGACGAUUUUCGCAGCUCGACAAUUUUCUACGUCGACCGUUAGCAAUCACAUAAUGAAACUGACUCGUCUGCGUGUGGUCGACAAUAGCACAAUUGGCAAGCAAGCAAUGGCUGAAGGUAAACCCCCUCGUUGCAUACACGUUUACAAUAAGAAAGGUAUCGGCACGAUCGGUGACAAAAUAAUGGUUGCCAUCAAAGGUGAAAAAGUAAAAGCUAUUAUUGUUGGCUGUGUCAAGGAACAAAAGCCCAAUAUUCCAAGGUUUGACAGCAACAAUAUAGUGUUGAUUGAUGAUAACGGCACACCACUUGGAACACGUAUAAAUGUUCCAAUUCCAAUCGUUCUUAGGACUAUAUUAAAAGAAAAAACCUUCUCAAAAGGAACUGAUUAUACUAAAUUGUUAGCUAUUGCUACAAAUUAUGUAUAAACAGUAAUGGUAGGUAUAUAUAAUAUAUAUAAAUUUAGUUGUAUAUUUUUUCAUUGUUAUUUGUGUACUGUAAGAAUAAAAAUAUAUUAGAAACUAUUUAUUUUUUAUAAACAUUUUCUAGUAUGUGUCAGGUAGUAAAAAUAUCAAUGAACACCCAAUGUAAUAAAAGUAAUUGUUAAUUAUGUGCAUGCAUUAUUUUAGAGAAAAAAAAUAUUUUCAAUGUGGGUCUGAGCCCGGGAUUACCUAAAUUCUUAAUAUAUAUAGGUACCGUUUACAGUUUAAUAAAUUGUCAAACAACAAUAAUAAAAUUGAUUUAUUUAUGAA
Myzus persicae (green peach aphid) is the source of this 928-nucleotide messenger RNA. RefSeq names its product 39S ribosomal protein L14, mitochondrial (gene mRpL14). Gene Ontology annotation, molecular function: structural constituent of ribosome. Gene Ontology annotation, biological process: translation. Bases 176 to 604 code for a protein of 142 amino acids. The record is from RefSeq and is a predicted model, not a curated record. Gene Ontology annotation, cellular component: ribosome; mitochondrion. Lineage: Eukaryota; Metazoa; Arthropoda; Insecta; Hemiptera; Aphididae. The transcript has 2 exons.